Messenger RNA from Hydatigera taeniaeformis, 2295 nucleotides. The record is from the annotation of a GenBank genome assembly. NCBI's taxonomy places the organism in Eukaryota, Metazoa, Platyhelminthes, Cestoda, Cyclophyllidea, Taeniidae.
AUGACUGCGGGUGAUACGUCCGAUGAACCCAUUACUUCAUUGGGUGACGCGCUUGAAUACAAUUCCACAACGGAUAUUGGAAAGUUGUUUGUGGAAAAUUGUAACAGUGAGGAAAAUAAAUCUGAGGCUAUUGUUGCGACUGAGAUCCUUAUCAUGCUUAUAAAAAGUAGCAGCAUUCGGACCGUCCAAGGUCUUGAUGACAUGAUUAACGAUGCCGUAAGGCAGAUGCGCCAGACUGACAGGGCGAAUUGCUCAGUUAAAUCUGCCUGCGAUAUGUUUCAGCGUUUCAUUACACUUGCGGUCUUAGACAAUCCGGGCGAUUUUGAAGAUGCCAAGAAGGUUCUUCUAGACCGUGCUUACCUAUUUUUGAACAAGAUUAACGGAUACAGGGACAUAAUAGCUAGGAACACUAGCCUUCUCUUCCGCAACAAUUUUCAUGUCUUGACCCACGCGAAAUCACGCGCCGUUAUCGAGGCUCUUUCGUACAUAGUUAACAACGAAGCCAAUCGUCGUACACUGCACUGCUAUGUCACACAAUGUAUGCCAAGUGGAUCGGGUUGUCGCAUGGUUCAAGAGUUACGGAAGCGAGGUGUUCCCUGUUCCAGCGUCCCUGACACUUCUGUGGCUUAUCUAAUGCCUCAAAUCGAUGCUGUCGUCCUUGGGGCCGAGGCUGUUGUUGAAAGCGGCGGCGUCUUGAACGCCCUUGGUUCUUGCUCAGUUUCUAUGAUUGCUCAUAGUAUGGGGAAACCUGUCUAUGUUCUUGUUGAGUCCUUUAAAUUCCUUCGUGUCUAUCCUCUUGACCAACGCUCCAUCCCAGAUGAGUUGAAAUGGCCUCCUUCACAACUAGCAAAGGUUCUUGAAACGUCUUUAAUAGUGCUCUUUAUAGCUUACGCCGACGGUAUGGGUGUGCUUUUUCUCCUCUUCUUUGUCCUCGUUGCGCACGCUUCGAGCUCGGCGUACAAUACGCAAACGCCGCACGAUUCUCGUCUCUUAAUCCUCUUCUUGGAUGGACUGAGAUGGGAUUACUCCGACUAUCUUGAUAAGGCUGGAGGAAUUGGUCAGAUGCGCACACUAGGCUGUCACGUACCUCAUGUAAAACCGGUUUUUCCGGCCAAUUGCUAUAGUAAUAUGCAUGCACUCUUCGCCGGUCAUAAUUCAACUGAUUUGGACGUAUUUGAUGUUGCAUUUAAAGCUAACUACACGCAUCCGGAGCUGCUCUGGAACAAGGCCGUCAGACAGGGCAAAAGCGUAAAGCUUCUCCACUUUCCCUUCUGUUUGGGUCUACUUGAACGCGGCAUAGAUUGUGUUCAACUGAUGAACGAGCAUGCUUCUCUAGAUGUGACUUUAAGGGAUGCUCUGCAAUCUCUUAGGAACCGCACUAUCGAUCUUGCAGGACCUGCUGUCUCCAUUAUUACUCUUGAUGCUGUAGUUGUGUACUACGGUGGGCUUGACCGCGUGGCCCACGAUCGCGGACCGUCAUCAGAAGAGUUGAAACAUGGUCAGACGAUUCUCAAGGUCGAUGAGGCUAUUUCCAACAUCAUUCAGUCUCUUCAAGCUCUUAAUGACACAACUCUGAACUUUGCUGUUGUUUCCGAUCAUGGAAUGAUCGAUUUCAAGGAGUUCCUUGUGCUCGAUCGGCUUUUCAAGUGGAUGCUCAUUGACAAAGUUGUGAACUUUGGCAGUGCAGUUGGUCUCUGGCCCAAACCAGACCUGGAGAAAAAUCUAACUGACAGCCUUCCUGAGAACAGCCACUUUCACGUAUACACUCCAUGGACUAUGCCGGUGACGUCAUGGCGCCAAACUCUCCUACCACCCAUUGUCUUGAUUGCGGACCCAGGUUACGUCUUCCAAAUCAGUUACCACCCGCCUGUCGCUUGGGACCACCUGCUAAAUCAUGACAUUUUUAGCCAACUUCAAGGUGUUCACGGCUAUCUUCCUGAUGUUACCGACAUGCACACCACCUUCAUGGCCUAUGGACCUGCCUUUGAAUUCGGCUGUGGGGAGGAACAAGGGGUAGUCUACACCUACGAUCUCUUUCCACUGCUUAACAGUGCACUUUUCGGGAAACCUGUCAUCGACCUUGCGCGAAGCGGACCGGAAACGGGUUGGGAAAUGAAGCUACUUGGAGGGAUUCUUUUCACCCUCUUUGCAGUCGUCCUCAUCCUUGGACUUGCAUUAAGACGCCUGCUGAGAAUCGGAAGGAAACAUGUCAACUCACCUCUUGUCUACGAUUUCGAGAAAAUGAGCGAGUAUGAGGAAGAGGACCUCAAGGCGGAUGCGGAGAUGGAAGUGUAG